Penicillium antarcticum is the source of this 834-nucleotide messenger RNA. RefSeq names its product SDR family NAD(P)-dependent oxidoreductase. The record is from RefSeq and is a predicted model, not a curated record. The transcript is spliced from 2 exons. Gene Ontology annotation, molecular function: oxidoreductase activity. NCBI's taxonomy places the organism in Eukaryota, Fungi, Ascomycota, Eurotiomycetes, Eurotiales, Aspergillaceae. Bases 1 to 834 code for a protein of 277 amino acids. Gene Ontology annotation, cellular component: cytosol.
AUGUUCUUUACGCCCACCUAUCAUUCCAAGCCCUAUCCUGAUCUUGACCCGUUGCGUCAAGUGGGGGACAUAAAGGGGAAAACUGUUGUUAUCACUGGAGGAGGUUCUGGUAUCGGAAAGGCAAUCGCCCUUGCUUUUUCUAAGGCGAAUGCUGCCAACAUCGUGGUCGUCGGACGCACGAAAGAAACAUUGGAUGCUACGAAGCAAGAAAUUGAGGGUGCCAGCACCACAAGGGUCAAAGCAAUUGUUGCAGAUGUGACAAAUGCCACCGAGAUUCAACGUGCUUUCAGCAGUCUCGUAACCGAGAUCGGACCCUUGCAUGUACUGGUGAACAACGCUGGAUACCUGGCUGAGCCUGCACCUGCAGCCUCUGCUCCCAUUCAAGAUUGGUGGAAAGCAUUUGAGAUCAACUGCAAAGGCGCUCUUCUUGUCACUCAAUCAUUUCUCUCGGUUUCUUCGGACGAAGCCGUCCUGAUCAAUGUGACCACUGCCGGCGUAUACCUUCCUCCGACCCAUGAACUGUCGGCAUAUUCCGCGUCCAAAUUGGCGUUCUUGCGAGUCCUCGAGUUUGUUCAAUUAGAGUAUCCAGGCCUGAGGGUCGUUAAUGUCCAUCCGGGCUUUAUACAAACCGAUAUGAAUCUGAAAUCCGGCAUCAAGGGAGUCCCUUUUGAUGACAUCGAACUGACCUCUCAUUUCGUGGUUUGGUGUUCCGGUUCCGCAGCAGCAUUCUUGAACGGUCGUUUCGUUUGGGCAAACUGGGAUAUCAACGAGCUGAAGAACAUGGAAAGGUCUAUCGUCGAUGAGAAGAAGCUCACCUUUGGUCUACUGUCAUGA